This is a messenger RNA of Drosophila ficusphila, 804 nucleotides long. RefSeq names its product ninjurin-1. Bases 211 to 627 code for a protein of 138 amino acids. Lineage: Eukaryota; Metazoa; Arthropoda; Insecta; Diptera; Drosophilidae. Gene Ontology annotation, cellular component: membrane. Gene Ontology annotation, biological process: cell adhesion; tissue regeneration. The transcript has 3 exons. The record is from RefSeq and is a predicted model, not a curated record.
UCGUUUGGUUGUGUAGCAAACCGUCUCCACGACAACGCUACUAUAACAAUUGUUUUGCCAAUUUGAGAAGACAAUGAAAACCGAAACAACUGAAGUCAAAAGUUUUUGAUUUCUUCUUUUGUAUCUGGCUUGCAAACUGAUCCGAAGUGCAGUGGUGUGUGACUGAAACCAAAGCUCAAAUUAAAAAACAAAACCAAAGAUACAUUUAUAAUGGCGUCAGAGUUGGAGCGGGUAAACGAAAAUGAAAUGAAAGCCAUGAAUGCUAAUCGGUAUGCCACCAAAAAGACCAUUGCCCAGGGCAUGCUGGAUAUAGCUUUGCUGACCGCCAAUGCCUCCCAGCUAAAAUACAUCCUACAAGUGGGCGAACAACACCAAUUCUACAAGCUAAUGCUGAUUCUGAUCAGUCUGUCUAUAGUUCUACAGGUUGUGUCGGGCGUUCUGAGCCUUUCUCUAAGUUUGCUGCGGGAUUGUCGGCUGCACCAGCCAGAGUUUAACCAAUCGGCUAAUGUUAUUAACCAUUUGCGCACGGGUUUCGCUUUUUUGACCACGAUGAUAAAUCUCUUUAUCUCGGCCUUUGAUAGUCGACUGCCCCCGCCAGAAGGCCACACUCUGAAUAAUGUGAACUGAGGGUGGAAAAGAUUUUAAGACGUUAUCAUACGGUUCUAACGCUUUCCAUAUCCAUUUCGACAGCUUUUGGUGGGCAUUCUGUUUGUGGUAAUUGGAGGUCUUGACAUAAACAAGCAGAAGGAUCAGACAGCGGCGGUGAUCCUGAACGAUAUCAUUUUGGUGGUCGUGUUUGUAAUA